This is a messenger RNA of Ogataea philodendri, 1131 nucleotides long. RefSeq lists its product as uncharacterized. The record is from RefSeq and is a predicted model, not a curated record. Gene Ontology annotation, biological process: hypoxanthine salvage; adenine catabolic process. Lineage: Eukaryota; Fungi; Ascomycota; Pichiomycetes; Pichiales; Pichiaceae. The transcript has a single exon. Gene Ontology annotation, molecular function: adenine deaminase activity. Gene Ontology annotation, cellular component: cytosol. Bases 1 to 1131 code for a protein of 376 amino acids.
AUGAGUUUGUCCAGUUUUGUCGCACAACUGCCCAAAUGCGAACAGCACCUCCAUAUUGAAGGCACAUUGACGGCUGAACGGCGUUGGAAAUGUGCACAUGCGAAUAAAAUUGAAUUACCGGGGUGCAAUUCGCUAGAGGACUUGAAGAAGCAGUAUUUGACUGAGUAUCUCUACGAGGAAGGCCAGGAUGCCACGAAGUACCUCCAGGAGUUCUUGGAAGUUUACUAUGCCUCGAUGAACGUUCUUCUGACCGAAGACGACUUCUACAAUAUGGCAUUGGACUACAUUAAGGUUGCUCAAUCCCAAAAUAUCCGUUAUCUGGAAGCAUUCUUUGAUCCCCAAGCGCACACCUCACGGGGUGUGAAAUUCGAAACCGUUAUGGAAGGACUGCUUAAAGCACAGAAAGAAGCAGCCGACUACAAUGUUCAAUUGCAUUGGGUCUUGUGCAUUGUUAGGGAUAUGUCUGCGGAAAGCGGUCUUGAUAUUGUUAAGCAGGCAGAGCCUUACAAGGACAAGAUCAUUGCUUUGGGAUUGGACUCUGACGAACACGACAACCCACCAAGUAAAUUCCAAGACGCGUUUUUGCUUGCACGGUCAUACGGUUGGAAAAUUACAGCCCAUUGUGAUGUUGAUCAGAAAAAUACGCACGAGCACAUUAAAUAUGUGGUUAAGGAAUUGGCUGGUUCCAGGCCAGAGUUUAAAAAACAUGAGCUGGAUAACCCAGACUUGUACUUGCUACCAAAGUUUACUACCGGUGCUGACAGAAUUGAUCAUGGUAUGAACACUGCUGACACCACAGAGCUGCUGGAUCUAGUCAAGGCAGCCAAUCUCGGCCUUACACUAUGUCCGAUGGGGUAUCAAAAGCACCUGGGCCCACAUAAUGUUUUCCCUAAAGUGACCAAAAUUUACAAUUACGGAAUACCUGUUACCCUAAAUAGUGAUGACCCUGCAUACCUGGUGUAUUCAAAAACGGGAACAUUACUCGGAGUUGCAGAUGGUUGCAAACUGACUGCUAAAGAUCUUUACAAUUUUGAGAAAAAUGCAAUCAGAAUGGCUUGGACCAGCGAUAUUGAGUUCAAACGCAAGUUUCUGGAUGAACUUGAUGACGUUUAUUCGAAAUAUGCUUCUUGA